AUGGGGACUCUGUCCCCUGGCAAACUCCGGACCUUCUGUGAAUUGGAGUGGCCCUCUUUUCCAGGGGUUUCCUGGCCUCUGGAGGGCUCUUUUAACCUCUCUCUUGUUUACCAGGUCUGCAAGGUCAUCCUUGACAAUCCUGGACAUCCUGACCAGAUUCCUUACAUUCAGGCUUGGCUAGAUUUGAUCCAGGAUCUGCCUAAGUUGGUCAAGACUUGCCAGUCCAAACCCCAUCGCCGCACCAACAACAGGGCAACCACCUUGGCUGUGGAGAUCCCUGUGGCUAAGAAGUCCUGUCAGACACUUCCUAAAAGGCUUGUCCCCUCUUCCAACCCUGAAUCCCUUGCCCUCUGUCCUUUGCCUACCUCACACCAAAGCACUGCCUCAGAUUCUACCUCACCCCUUAGCCCUUAUCAUAACAGAAGUGGUCACCCUUUUUCUCACCAGCCCCCCUCUCAGCCCCCUUCGUCGACCCUCUCCUCUGCACCCGCUCCCCUUUUACCCCUCUGGGAGAUGAAAGAGGACUCCUCCCACCCCUUUAUGAUUUCUGUCCCUUUCUCUACUAGCGACCUCUACAAUUGGAAAAACCAGAACCCGUCCUUUAGCCAGAAUCCCCAGGGGCUUAUUUCACUUUUGGAGUCUGUUUUCUUCACUCACCAGCCGACUUGGGAUGAUUGUCAACAGUUGUUACAAACCGUCUUCACCUCAGAAGAGAGAAAAAGAAUUCGAGGAGCCAUAGGGAAAACUAAAUUGUAUCCCUGGACCAAAACUAGAAUUGGAAAUCUGGGGACUAAACAAAUGACUCAUUCUUUUCUUGUCAUGCCUGAAUGCCCCUACCCUUUGAUCAGCCGGGACUUGCUUCAUAAGUUACAGGCUCAAAUUUCCUUUGGGGAGGACUGUACCCAAAUAACCUUUGCCACUAAACCUGAAUUUGACCCCAGGCCCCCAAUGAUUCUUUUCACGUGUCCCCCGACAGAGGAACAUUUAUUGCUAACUGAGGAGGAACCCCAACCCAGUUCUGAUGUCCUGCUUAUAGUCUGGAAGACAGAGAUUCCUGGGGUCUGGGCAGAAAACAACCCCCCUGGGUUGGCAAUUCAUCAACCCCCCACUGUGGUAUCACUAGUACCAGGGGCAACUCCUAUCCGUAUCCAUCAGUACCCAUUAAGCUUACAGGCAUGACUGGGGAUCAGUGUUCACAUCCAAAGACUCAAAAAGGAGGGCAUACUUGUGCCUUGCAAGUCAUCAUGGAACACUCCACUGCUGCCGGUUCAAAAGCCAGGAACUACAGACUACCGGCCAGUCCAGGACUUACGGGAGGUAAAUAGCCGAGUGGAAACCCUUCAUCCCACAGUCCCCAACCCAUACACCCUCCUGAGUCCCCUCCCUCCGAGCCAAAUCUUCUACACUGUGCUGGACCUCAAGGAUGCCUUCUUCAUUCUUCUGCUGGCUCCGGUAAGCCAACCCCUUUUUGCUUUUGAAUGGGUGGACCCCCAGAUGGGAGAAGGUGGCCAGACAUGGACUAGGUUGCCACAAGGUUUCAAAAAUGUGCCCACUUUAUUUGAUGAAGCAUUAAGCAGAGACUUGCUUUCAUAUAGACAAGAGCACCCAAAUGUAAUAAUUCUACAAUAUGUAGAUGAUGUUCUUCUGGCUGCUGGGUCUCUUGAAAUUUUCAAACAGGCCUCGGAGAAACUCCUAAGAAAACUAGACAGAGUGGGCUAUUGUGUGUUGGCCAAAAACAUUCAGCUCUGCCAAUCUCAGGUAACCUACCUGGGUUACAACCUGAAAGAAGGCCAACAAACUCCAAAAAGGAUUGAGGCCAUAAUAAAAAUUCCUAUUCCCAAUACUAAACACCAAGUGAGAGAAUUCCUAGGUCUCCUCCGCUAUUUCUGCUUGUGGAUCCUGGGGUUUGCUGAAAUCGCCCAGCCUCUCUAUGCCAAUACAGUGGGUGACCAAAAAGGUGACUGGAUCUGGACUGACCAAGAAUAACAAGACUUUCAAAAGCUCAAGGAAGCCCUAAUCUCAGCCCCUGCUCUAGCUCUUCCAGAUCUGACUAAACUGUUCCAACUUCAUGUGGCAGAAAUAAAAGGGAUAGCAAAAGGAGUCCUUACUCAAUAUCUAGGACCCUGGAAGUGACCCGUGGCUUUCUUGUCCAAAUGGCUCAAUACAACUGGCACUGGCUGGCCUAACUGUUUGUGUACCAUUGCUGCCACAGCUAUCCUGGUAAAAGAGGCUACAAAGCUGACAUUUGGUCAAGAACUUCAAAUUGUGGCCCCUCAUGCAGUGGAAAACCUGUUAAAAAGUCCCCCUGAUCGUUGGCUGUCGAACACCAGGAUAGUACAAUAUCAAGCUUUGCUUUUAGACCCCACCCGUGUCAAGUUUUUGCCUACUAUAGCUCUGAACCCCACUACCCUCCUCCCAGAUGAUGAUCCUGAGCUGCCAGUACAUGACUGCAUGGACAUUUUAAAUGUCUCAUCUAGCCUGAGGAGCGACCUGACUGAUGUCCCCCUCCAGGAUCCAGAUAUCAUGCUCUAUACUGAUGGGAGCAGCUAUGUCCAGGAUGGAGUCAGGUAUGUGGGGGUGGCUGUGGUCACCGAAAAGGAAGUGAUCUGGGCACAAGCCUUGGGUCAUGGAACUUCAGCCCAGCGGGCUGAACUGAUAGCGCUGACCCAAGCCCUGCGAUGGGGGAAAAAUAAGAGAAUAAACAUCUACACUGAUAGUAGAUACGCCUUUGCCACCCUUCAUGUACAUGGGGCCAUAUAUCAAGAAAGGGGACUCCUAACCACGGGAGGACAAAAGAUUAAAAACACUCAAGAAAUUUUAGACUUAUUGGCUGCAGUCUGGUUGCCUCAACAAGUAGCGGUUAUACACUGUCGAGGACACCAAAAGGAUGACUCCCCGGUGGCCUGA
Chinchilla lanigera (long-tailed chinchilla) is the source of this 2907-nucleotide messenger RNA. Its product is annotated as endogenous retrovirus group K member 18 Pol protein-like. The record is from RefSeq and is a predicted model, not a curated record. Gene Ontology annotation, molecular function: nucleic acid binding; RNA-DNA hybrid ribonuclease activity. NCBI's taxonomy places the organism in Eukaryota, Metazoa, Chordata, Mammalia, Rodentia, Chinchillidae. Gene Ontology annotation, biological process: virion assembly.